Molecule: messenger RNA, 2400 nt
Organism: Cladophialophora psammophila CBS 110553
Lineage: Eukaryota; Fungi; Ascomycota; Eurotiomycetes; Chaetothyriales; Herpotrichiellaceae
Product: methylenetetrahydrofolate reductase (NADPH)
Exons: 1
Coding region: 1-2400 (799 amino acids)
Biological process (GO): tetrahydrofolate interconversion
Cellular component (GO): cytosol
Molecular function (GO): methylenetetrahydrofolate reductase [NAD(P)H] activity; FAD binding
Source: RefSeq, a predicted model, not a curated record
AUGACCUCUGAAGAUGACGACCGUCUCCCCACGCUCCUGGCCUCCCUUCCGCCCUCGUCAUAUUACUUCUCUCUCGAAUUCUUCCCCCCCAAAACAUCCUCCGGUUUCUCCAACCUCCAAGCGCGUCUUACUCGCAUGGCCGCGGCCUUGCGCCCUUUAUUUGUCACCGUAACAUGGGGCGCAGGCGGCUCUACAGCGACAAAAUCCCUGGAACUGGCCGAAGUAUGUCAACGACAAAUUGGGCUCACGACGGUGCUGCACUUGACCUGUACGAACAUGAAGAGGCAUAUGAUUGAUGAGGCGCUCGAGGGGGCAAAGGAGAUUGGGAUUAGGAAUAUUUUGGCGCUGAGAGGGGAUCUGCCUAGAGAAGAGUACAAGGAUACCACGUCCGCGGAUGAGAAUGACAGUGGAAGCGGUGGUUCGGGCACGGAGAGUAACAAAGAAUUUGCCUGGGCUGUGGAUCUGGUACGAUACAUCCGGCGAAAACACGGUGACUAUUUCGCUGUGGGUGUCGCGGGCUACCCUGAGGGCCAUGCAGAUGAAUCGCACCCGGAGCAAGGGAAACAGAGUGUCGAACAUGAUCUUCCUUAUCUUGCCGAGAAAGUCGCCGCCGGCGCAGAUUUUAUCAUGACGCAGCUCACCUACGACAUCGAGGCUUACGCCGCAUAUGAGAAGAGGUUGCGAGAGUACACCGACCCAGACGGCAAGAAGUUGUUUGAAAAGAUCCCUGUCAUCCCCGGCCUGAUGCCCAUCCAAUCCUACCAGAUCAUCAAACGAAUCACCAAACUUAGCCACGCGAAACUGCCCAGGAAAAUCUCUGAACGGAUUGAACGAGUGAAAUCGGACGACGAAGCGGUCAAAAAAGUCGGAGUCGACAUCCUCUCGGAGUUGGUGGAAGAGAUGAAGACGUUACCGCAGCCGGAAGGCCUUCCUCGAGGGUUCCAUUUCUACACCUUGAAUCUGGAGAAGAGUGUAUCGUUUAUACUCGAGCGGACCGGGCUGAUUCCGCUAAUCUCAAGCGAAGGGAGCGUUGACGGCAAAGAUGAUGAUUCAGUGUCUGACUCAGAGGUGGUUGUCGACGACAGCAAACAGGAUUCUCCGGCUGUCGUUACCACUGGACCUAUGAACAGCAGAAACGAAAAUGGACAGCAACCUACCAGCCUCCUGCGGCGCAGGAGAAGUUCUGUCAACGCCCAGCCUCACAACCGUGUGAUAACAGACCGGAGAUCCGACCCUCGAACACAAUCGCGCCGACCUGACUCAGACACUGACCCUCCUGGGGUGGGGCCGGGUCCAAAUCUAAAACUAGCAUCCCAACAUUCUGCAAGAGACCGCGGCACUGGCAUUCCAGCUGCCUCUCCCACCCGGCGGCAUAACCUGCUCAUCUCUGAAGGGCAAGGCUCUCUAGGUCGUGAAGCAACCUGGGAUGAUUUCCCCAAUGGCCGCUGGGGGCCCUCUCACUCACCUGCGUUUGGGGAGAUUGAUGGCUAUGGACCGAGUCUAAAAGUGAGUCCGCUUAUGGCGAGGAAGUUGUGGGGAUAUCCACGGAGCAGAGAGGACGUAACCGAACUGUUCAGACGGCACGUGUUGGGCGAGUUGGUGGGUGUACCAUGGAGUGAUGAUAUCGACACAGAUCUCUCCGCUCCUAAUGGGACACCAACCAAUGUGUCUCAGACCUCGGGCGCGCUACGUGCCGAGACGGACGUGAUUCGAUCUGAGCUCCUAUCCCUCAUCAGCAGCCAAAAUUACUGGACUCUCGCCUCCCAGCCCGCCGUCGACGGUGCCCCCUCAUCCGACCCUAUCUUCGGCUGGGGGCCUCCAGGUGAAGGAUUCGUCUUCCAAAAGGCAUUUGUGGAGUUCUUCUGUGGGCGAGAGGAGUGGGAGGAGAAGUUGCGGCCGCGCCUCAUGAAGUAUGGGAGUGACGUGGUCGGUUGGAUGAAGACGGACAACGAAGGGGUGUUCGAAAGUAGUGAGCUUGUAGCUCGGGAUCAGGCUCGAAACAAGAAGACAUCGCCGGUGGAUACCGAGAAAGAGAACACUAUCCCAGUCUCUACACCACAGCUAUCCAACCAGAAAUCCGCCACUACGACGUCUCCAGUGAACACGGUCAAUGCAGUGACAUGGGGUGUCUUCCCCUCCCGCGAAAUCCUCACCCCGACCAUCAUUGAGGCCGAAUCCUUCCGCGCCUGGGCCCAAGAAGCGUACGCGAUAUGGCAUGAGUGGAAGCGCUGUUUCCCUAGAGGAAGCCAGGAAGCUGGGUUUCUGGAGAAGAUGGGAAGGGAGAAUGUGUUAGUAAAUGUCGUGGGCCAGUCGUUCAGAGGGGGACAUGACGGCGGAAGAGGCGAAGGGGCUAGACUAUGGACGAUAUUGUUGGAGCCGGAUGAUGAGACCAAGUCAUAG